UCUGUCUGUCUGUCUGUCUGUCUGUCUCUCUCUGUCUCUCUCUCUCUCUCUCUCUCUCUCGCCCCUUUUGAAAGAAUUUAAAUGAUGACGUCACUACAUAUCUUUUCCCCCUGAAGUUACUAUGGCGGUUCUGAAGUUUUCAAACUUUUCUUGAUUUUGUAAGUUUCUUCUGAUGGAGCACCUCCAGGGAGCAUGGAAGAGCAUCAGCAAUGGGCUGGGGAUGAAGGAAUCUGUACUGGAGAGCCCUUGUGUCUCUCCCACCAGCGGACAGGACUUCCCAUAUCAGCGACGCACCUCAGAUGACUCCAAAAUUCCAGAUUCAAAGGCCAGCAGCACCAUCCGGGUUUACCUGCCUAACCAGCAGCGCACCGUGGUGAACGUCAGGACUGGUAUGACCCUCCGCAGUUGUCUAAUUAAAGCUCUGAAGGUUCGAGGACUCCAGCCUGAGUGCUGUGCUGUCUACAGACUCCACCCAGGACACCGGAGUAAAAAGUCUCGUAUGGACUGGAACACGGACUCGACUUCUCUCAUCGGAGAGGAGCUCCAGGUGGAGGUUCUAGAUCAUGUUCCUCUGACCACCCACAACUUUGUGAGGAAGACAUUUCUGAAGUUGGCCUACUGCGACAUGUGCCAGAAGUUCCUCCUGAAUGGCUUCCGCUGUCAGACCUGCGGAUAUAAAUUCCACGAGCACUGCAGCACCAAAGUUCCCAUCAUGUGUGUGGACUGGAGCAACAUCAGGCAACUUCUGUUAUUUCUGACUCCUGGUGAAAGCGGAGCUCCGUCUCUGCCUCCGAUUACAUCGAGGAGAAUGAGGGAGUCUAUGAGCCGAAUGUCCAGCAGCUCAGCACACAGACACUCGACUCCUCAAGCGUUUAACGACAGCACAGUGUAUCCUCCUGCAGGGGGAGCUCUCUCUCAGAGACAACGCUCCACCUCCACACCCAACGUACAUAUGGUCAGCACUGCACUGCCUGUGGACAGCAGCCUGAUCGAGGAUGCGAUGCGUCACGGACACGGUCACGGAUCAGCAGGAAGUUCCCCAAACCGGAGUCCAACUGGCUGGAACCAGUCCAAAACUCCACCCCCGGCUCAGAAAGAGAGGGCGUCGUCCUUUAGCUCUCAGGAGAAAAACAAAAUCCGUCCGAGGGAUAAGAGAGACUCCAGUUAUUACUGGGAGAUUGAAGCUAGCGAGGUCAUGUUGCACUCAAGAAUCGGCUCAGGGUCAUUUGGAACCGUUUACAAAGGGAAAUGGCACGGUGAUGUUGCAGUGAAGAUCUUAAAGGUCACUGAUCCCACACCGGAGCAGUUCCAGGCCUUUCGUAACGAAGUCGCAGUUCUGCGGAAAACCCGGCAUGUGAACAUCCUGCUGUUUAUGGGCUACAUGACCAAAGAUAACCUGGCCAUCGUGACGCAGUGGUGUGAGGGCAGCAGUCUGUACAAACACCUCCAUGUGCUGGAGACCAAGAUCCCGAUGGUCCAGCUGAUCGACAUAGCGAGACAGACGGCUCAGGGCAUGGACUAUCUGCAUGCAAAGAACAUCAUCCACCGAGACAUGAAGUCCAACAACAUUUUCCUGCAUGAAGGCCUGACGGUGAAGAUCGGGGAUUUCGGUUUAGCCACGGUGAAGACCAGGUGGAGCGGCUCUCAUCAGGUCGAACACCCUUCAGGAUCCGUGUUAUGGAUGGCUCCCGAAGUGAUCCGAAUGCAGGACAACAAUCCGUACAGUUUCCAGUCCGACGUUUAUUCCUACGGCAUCGUUCUGUACGAGCUGAUGACGGGAGAGCUUCCGUAUUCAGACAUCUCUAACAGAGAUCAGAUUAUUUUCAUGGUUGGUCGAGGUUAUCUGUCUCCAGAUCUCUUGAAGCUGUAUAAGAGCUGUCCCAAAGCUAUGAAGCGUCUGGUUGCCGACUGCAUUAAAAAAUCCAAAGAAGAGAGACCGCUGUUCCCUCAGAUACUUUCUUCCAUCGAGCUUCUGCAGCACGCUUUGCCCAAAAUCAACCGCAGUGCUUCAGAGCCGUCGCUGCACAGAGCCACUCACACCGAGGACAUCAACUCCUGCACUUUAACCUCCAUGAAGCUGCCUUUCUUCUAGUUCUGGAGCUUAUGGAAAGACACUGCUUCUUCAGACAUCUCUUCAUGCUCUCUUUCUCUCUCUGUCUCUCUCUCUCUCUCUCUUUCUCUCUCUCUCUCUCUCUCUCUCUCUCUCUCUGUCUCUCUCUCUCUGUCUCUCUCUCUCUCUCUCUCUGUGUGAAGAGACAAAGGACUCCAUGCACUCGAGCUUUAGAGACAAUGUAUUAUUUGAAGGUGAAGAUGCACACAAGCAAAUCAGAUGAAAUCUGGGUUGUGUUUAAAAUGUAGAUAUGUAAUUGUUACAGAACUCGGCGUCAACGUUUAUGUUUACUGGUAAAUUUGACAUUGCUGAAGGAGCUGCUGAUCAUCCUGCUGUUCAGCUAACCACAGACACGUCAUGGUUUUAUUUCUUAAACUACACACUGUUAUUUUAAGCUUUGCUUUGCUGCAGGAGCAGGAAAGGCACCUGUCACCGUGAGGAACCAUGAGGAACCGUGAGGAACGGAUGAUUUUAGUUACAAUCCAUCUGCACAUCUUUCACUGUCGCCGUGGCUUUUUACUGCACGUGGAGUUUUAUACACGAGAGCGUUUAAUGUUAACGUGCACGUCCUAGCAACAGAUCAGUGUUCAGAGUUUUACGUGUUGAUUAGAAGAGUAGGACUUGAUGUUUGUGAAAUGGUUUAAAUCAGCUGUGUAUUUGAUGAUUUUUAUUGCAGACUCAAGUCCAAAAUGUUUUAACAAUAAGGAUUAUUUUAAUAAAAUUUAAAUUAAUGUCCA
This is a messenger RNA of Tachysurus vachellii, 2847 nucleotides long. RefSeq names its product Raf-1 proto-oncogene, serine/threonine kinase a (gene raf1a). Gene Ontology annotation, biological process: protein phosphorylation; signal transduction. NCBI's taxonomy places the organism in Eukaryota, Metazoa, Chordata, Actinopteri, Siluriformes, Bagridae. The transcript has 17 exons. The record is from RefSeq and is a predicted model, not a curated record. Gene Ontology annotation, molecular function: protein kinase activity; ATP binding. Gene Ontology annotation, cellular component: mitochondrion; plasma membrane; cytosol. The coding region runs from base 173 to 2092 and encodes 639 amino acids.